AUGCACGCUUCAUUUUUCACCGCCAGACUGGUUGCGCUUGCCGCCAUUGCCUCAGUUGUUUCUGCUCAGAGUCUCCUCCCUGCUGGUUGUGACCGUAAUGUAACUGUUCAUUCUGGAGAUACAUGUGACAAAAUCUCCGCAGCACAUAGUGUUUCCACAUACCAGCUGGCGGCAGUCAACAGCAAAAUCAUUGACAGCGGUUGCGAUAAUUUGGCUAUCGGAGAAGUUUUAUGCCUUGGAAUCAAAGGCCAGGAUUGCAAAGUUACCCAUGUUUUGAAGGCCGGUGAAACGUGCCAUGACGUUGCCGAUGCAGCUGGUAUCCCGGAAAAGACGUUGCUCGCGAACAACCCGAACUUAGGCUCCGACUGCAGUGGCGUGUAUCCUGGCGAGAUUCAGACCUUCGAGUCUUUCGAUCGACGUGCAAAUCUUCUUACUCAGGAGUCAGAUACGACAUACGAGUCCGCAACGCAGAGUCACUAUAGGAAGGGCUCGGAUAGCAAAUGA
This is a messenger RNA of Suillus plorans, 504 nucleotides long. RefSeq lists its product as uncharacterized. The transcript is spliced from 5 exons. Bases 1 to 504 code for a protein of 167 amino acids. The record is from RefSeq and is a predicted model, not a curated record. Lineage: Eukaryota; Fungi; Basidiomycota; Agaricomycetes; Boletales; Suillaceae.